AUGGCAGCCAAAGAAGGGAUGCUCGAGCUGCCCUUUGUCCAUGAUGACCAGCUCACCCGGUGCAUGCGGCUGCGAUUCCAGAGCCUGCAGCAAAAAAACAUGAGGCCCCAGGAUGGCGAGAAGCUGCUGCGUCCCAAUGAGCACGUCUACCGAGUGGAUUUCAUCCGGCAGCACAACCUACGCUUCAUCCGCUGGGACAUCCAGCUGGAGAGACCUGGGAAGGUCACAGUGACCGGCACCUCCCAGCACUGGACUCCUGAUCUCACCCACCUUAUGAACCGGCAGCUGCUGGAGCCCGUGGGCAUUUUCUGGAAGAAGCCAGGGGCCAAGGAGGUGGAGUGCAACGAGGCAGAUGCCCAGGAAUUUGGGGAGCGGAUAGCGGAGUUAGCCCAGAUCCGCAAGGUGAUGUAUUUCCUCCUCACUUUCACCGAUGGCCUCGAACCAGCGCAGCUGAAGGGCUCCGUUCUUUUUAAAGCCUGA
Messenger RNA from Opisthocomus hoazin, 480 nucleotides. It is a transcript of the gene OMP, whose product is annotated as olfactory marker protein. Gene Ontology annotation, cellular component: cytosol; neuronal cell body; axon. The record is from RefSeq and is a predicted model, not a curated record. NCBI's taxonomy places the organism in Eukaryota, Metazoa, Chordata, Aves, Opisthocomiformes, Opisthocomidae. Gene Ontology annotation, biological process: signal transduction; sensory perception of smell.